Molecule: messenger RNA, 1524 nt
Organism: Perkinsus marinus ATCC 50983
Lineage: Eukaryota; Perkinsozoa; Perkinsida; Perkinsidae
Exons: 4
Coding region: 1-1524 (507 amino acids)
Source: RefSeq, a predicted model, not a curated record
AUGAGUACUAGUCGCGUUGAGGAACCGUCCAAACCAACCGAGUCGGCCGACCGUAACAUGGUGACAGCUGGUGGCGGUUCGACGCUCAAGAUGGACGACGCGGAUAGCAAAUCCGAAGCGGCUAGCAGUACCAUGGGAGCACUCUUAAAGGAUGAAGAGUCCUACAAGAAAGAGCUCACGAAAAGGAGAGUCCUACGAGGCAGAUUGAGAGGCAAAAUUCAGAAGGUCCAAGCGGCGAUGGAAUGCAUCAUCGUACCAGAGGACCAGGAAACCACUGAAGAGCUGGCGACAUUAGAGAUACAGGAGAGUCUUCUGCACGAUCAACUUCGGAGAGCAGAGAAAGAUAUCGCAGAGUUACAGGAGCUGAGACAAGGAGUGGUGUCCGAAUUGGGGAAGGAAGAGCACCGCUCUAGGGCAUCGCGAUCGGUUUUUUCUUAUGACGCUCGUGAUGGUACUUCUACUUCGGAGGUCUACUUACCUACGGUAUCAGGAAAGGAGAAGUUUCAUCAGUCCGAAGACGAGAUCAAACCAAGAACUGAGAAUGCGGACCACAAGGACAACUGCGGAACGAGAGACUCAAGGACAGUCCCAGCUAUUCAAAGGGCACUGAUGCACGGUUACUGUUCAAAGUACGUGAUGAUAUCCGGAUUCCGGAUGGCAUGUGUGGGAAAACUACUUACCACUCUUCCGUCGGGAGCAGUGAGGGACUGUGCGAAAAGAGCGGCUCAGAGAUCCAAGUAUUGUUGGGAGAGAAUCAAAGAUCAGCUACGUUGUCGAUUUUGUAAGAGAACGGCGAUAAUUGGGAACAUCCGAGAGUCACUAGCAAAGCUCAGCUAUGGGGGUCCUGGUAAAGUAGAUCAGUUCUUGGACUCGGCUGAGACGAUUGUACUUCGGUGUCAUAAGGCGUAUAAGGAUAAGAGUGAGAUGUUCAGGGUGGUCAGAGCGAUAGUGAAUACCUUGCCAAGUGGAGUAGCGGAGAAAGUGAUCUCGGAAGUGAAGAGGGAGGCGAGGUCACAGCGUGGCUCUUACAGAGACGUCAGUGAGGAGGAUUGGGAGACACUUUUACCUUUCUCUCUGGAGGUGGGAGAUGUGAUUACGGACGGUAUCACAGUGGUGGACAUCAUCAGAGAUGUCAGCAGGACCUCUGAGGACACCACCAGGAGAGAGACGGACAAGGUGGCGCUAAUAGCUCAGCCGACGAGUCAGCAGGGGGUUGGGAUGGCGGUAUCACAAGGAUCGGGUAGUGCAACUUCUCCACAUCCCCCAAAGCAGUCACUGGAGUCAUGGGCAAAAGGUUUCAAAGCUUCGUUCGUUGUCACAGUCAAGGAGUGGAACGAACAGGAGAUAAAGAAGACUUUCCAACCAGAUGACUGGAGACCUUUGCGUAGUAGAGGAAAAGGCCAGGGGCAGAAAGUCGGAAAGGUCAAGGGCAAGGCGUUGAUGGCCAAAGUCGCAGGGGAUGACCAACUGAAGCAGAAGUUCAGGAUAAAGGAGGUAGCCAAGGGGAAGGCUUUCCUGCUCUAG